Racocetra persica is the source of this 296-nucleotide messenger RNA. The record is from the annotation of a GenBank genome assembly. Lineage: Eukaryota; Fungi; Glomeromycota; Glomeromycetes; Diversisporales; Gigasporaceae.
GAUCUUACAACGAAGAACAUUGAUGAUAAAUCAACAAGAACAUUGGUGUAUGAAAAAUCUGGCACAAAUAAUUUAUCAAAAUUACUAGAUAUCGAGGAAGCCAAGAAAACUUUACCUGAAACGAAUUCAAAAGACUUAACCGAGUAUAGCGAUCAAUUCGACUAUUCAGAAACAUGUCCAGCACGUAAUAAAGAGCAUAAAGAAGAUGAUGUGAAAGGUCAGUGGGGUGCUGGUGAUUAUUGCGGUGAAGAAACUUAUCGGCUCUAUUGUUGUAAGAGAACUUUUAGUGGAAUCCC